Chiloscyllium plagiosum (whitespotted bambooshark) is the source of this 796-nucleotide messenger RNA. The record is from RefSeq and is a predicted model, not a curated record. Lineage: Eukaryota; Metazoa; Chordata; Chondrichthyes; Orectolobiformes; Hemiscylliidae.
AGGUAACCGCCCCCUUUAGCUCCUGCUAGCGAGUUAGGUGUGUCCUGCCGUUUAUUGACAUGGUUCCACGACCGGCGAGCUCGGUGUAAACAGGGAGUUCAACAUACCCCCACCUUCCCCCGCCCCCCAACACUCCGCACUCCACCCCCAUCAACACUGCCCGGGCCGGUCUGAUCCUCCCCACCCCGCGUCUGGGACGACGUUCACCCUGUUUAACAUGAAUAACAGUGGGAAGUCAUACUCUGCUCCGGACCCGGCCAUGAUGUUCGAGGAUUCAGCCCUAGACAAUCUGGAGCCGUCUCUGACCGAGAGCAGCGUGAUCGAUAAUGCUCUACUCAAUGACAUUGAUGAUAUGUUGCAGUUGAUUAGCAAUCAGGAUGGAGAUUUCCCUGAAUUGUUUGACAACACCUUUUCCAGCAGUCCUCUUCAGGAUAGCAGUUCGUCCAUUGCACCUAACCAGGGCUCUCCAAACUUGACUCUCGACAGCCUCUUGGGGAGUGGUGGCAAGAAUCAAAUUCCUGCAAAAACGUACCAGGGCUCUCGGGUUCAACCUCAGCUUCAGCAUCCACAGCAGUCGCAGCUCCUUCGGGGUCCCUCUCCACAGCAUGUCAAACAAGAAACUGCUCAGAUGCAACAGAGUCAACAGCAGCAGGCUCUCAUGAUGUCGCAGAGUUUUACAACCUCCGCACAAUUGCAGCCACAGUUUGUGGAGCAACAGUCAUUGGGCUUUCAGAAUCCCAAUGGAUUUACAGGUAAUUGGUUAUUUUUAACAUGGCACUGAAUGAACAUGUUUCUU